ACACAAAAACAGUCAGGCAGGCAACAUAGAUAGACAGCCACUGUUGCACAGAGAGAAGGUAAACACUAAAGAGAGGUGGGUUAAAAAAAGAAGAAGAAAGAAAAAGAACAAUAAGAACAAGAGACGUUGUUUGUUUUGCAGGCCGGAGUAAUGGAGAUAUGUAGUACAGUGAUGUUGGGAGGCCUGCUGUUGGUUCUACUGUGGUUGUUCAUGAUGAGGAGGAAGAGACACGUCCGUCUACCUCCCGGACCACGCGGCCUGCCGCUGAUAGGCAACCUGCUUCAGAUGGACAAACAGGCCCCCUACAAGAGCUUUGUCAAGUGGAGUGGUGUUUAUGGGCCAGUGAUGACAGUGUAUCUGGGGCCCCAGCGGGCCGUGGUGCUGGUGGGGUACGAGGCGGUCAAGGAGGCUCUGGUGGACCAGGCUGAGGACUUCACAGGACGAGCUCCCAUCCCCUUCCUGGUCCGAGCUACCAAGGGAUAUGGCCUGGUCAUCAGUAACGGGGAGCGUUGGCGCCAGCUGCGUCGUUUCACUCUGACCACGCUAAGAGACUUUGGGAUGGGCCGUAAGAGGAUGGAGGAGUGGAUACAGGAGGAGAGCCAAUACCUCAUAGACAGUCUGGACGGCACUAAAGCCAUGCCCUUUGACCCCCAGCCCUUCCUGAGUCGAACCGUGUCCAACGUCAUCUGCUCCCUGGUGUUCGGCCAGCGCUUCGGCUACGAGGACGACAAAUUCUUGCGCUUGCUCAACAUCCUCACGAACUUACUGCGCUUUGGAAGCACCGCCUGGGGACAGCUCUACAACAUCUUCCCCUGGCUGAUGGAACGCCUGCCUGGUCGGCAGCAUGUCAUGUUCAGCCAGGUGGACGAGGUGAGAAGCUUUGUGAUGAAGAAGAUCCACAAGCACCAGGAGACCAUAGACCCAGGCAUCCCUAGAGACUUCAUAGACUGUUUCCUCACCAGACUCAACCAGGAGAAGGAUGUGUCCUCCUCUGAGUUCCAUUAUGAGAACCUGGUGUCCACAGUGUUAAACCUCUUCCUGGCAGGAACAGAGACCACCAGCACCACUAUCAGAUAUGCCCUCGUGCUUCUCAUCAAAUACCCUGACAUACAGGAGCACGUGCAGCAGGAGAUCGACACAGUGAUUGGUCGACACCGCGUCCCUCGAGUGGAGGACAGGAAGUCUCUCCCCUUCACAGACGCUGUCAUCCACGAGGUGCAUCGAUUCCUGGACCUCGUCCCGCUCAACCUCCCACACUACGCUACCAAGAAUAUCUCAUUCAGAGGGUACACUAUCCCUCAGGGCACCGUGAUCCUUCCCAUGCUGCACUCUGUUCUGCGAGACAAGGACCACUGGGCCACGCCAACAACCUUCAACCCCAAUCACUUCCUAGAUAUGAGCGGAAACUUCCAGAAGAACCCUGCUUUCUUGGCGUUCUCUGCAGGUAAGCGUGCCUGUGUGGGGGAAUCUCUGGCUCGUAUGGAGAUCUUUCUUUUCCUGGUGUCUCUGCUGCAGCGUUUCUCCUUCUCCUGCCCUGGAGGACCUGACAGCAUCGACCUCAGCCCAGAGUCUAGCAGCUUCGGUAACAUGCCGCGCCGUUACCAGCUCAUAUCUACCCCCCGCUGACCAAGAGGGGAACUGCAGCUGCACCACAGGAGGAAAACUCAGGAGGAGGAGGUGUAGAGAUGAGGGACAGGUGUUUUGACCAGAUAGUAAUGCAAUGGAUGCUGAGGAUUCAGGCUAGUGUAAUCUGAUGAGUUGGAGGCUGAUCCAGGUAGCAGUGUAUCUUUCACUUGAUCAGUUUCUUUGUGUCUAAGCAAUGAAAUGUGAACCAAAUAAAAAGUUACUAAAUGUUCA
Molecule: messenger RNA, 1857 nt
Organism: Salvelinus sp. IW2-2015
Lineage: Eukaryota; Metazoa; Chordata; Actinopteri; Salmoniformes; Salmonidae
Product: cytochrome P450 2F3
Biological process (GO): xenobiotic metabolic process
Cellular component (GO): intracellular membrane-bounded organelle; cytoplasm
Molecular function (GO): iron ion binding; oxidoreductase activity, acting on paired donors, with incorporation or reduction of molecular oxygen, reduced flavin or flavoprotein as one donor, and incorporation of one atom of oxygen; heme binding
Source: RefSeq, a predicted model, not a curated record